AUGACCCGACUCAACCUGCUUGCCACCCUCUCCACGGCCUGCGCCACAGUGUCCGCCCUGGUCCCGAGACAGGCCGCCCCGGCAAACACCACCACCGGCACCGUCCCCACCGUCGACCUCAAGAACGGCUCCUACUAUGGCCUCUACAACGAGCCCCACGACCAGGACUUCUUCCUCGGCAUGCCGUACGCCCAGCCCCCCGUCGACAACCUCCGCUUUCGCGUCCCCCAACCCCUGAACUCGUCCUGGGACGGCACCCGCAACGCGACGGCGUACUCCCCGCUCUGCUUCGGCUACGGAAGCGACACCUGGGUCCUCGGCAACCACGUAUCGGAAGACUGCCUGACCAUCAACGUCGUCCGGCCCCACGGCGUCGCCGCGGACGCGAAGCUCCCCGUCGCGGUAUGGAUCCACGGAGGCGGCCUCACCAACGGCGGCAGCGCCGACCCGCGCUACAAUCUCUCCUUCAUCGUCGAGCAGGGCGUCCGCAUGGGCUCCCCCUUUGUCGCCGCUAGCAUCAACUACCGCCUGCACGCAUGGGGCUUCCUGUGGAGCGAAGAGAUCAAGGCCGAGGGCGCGGGCAACCUCGGCUUCCGCGACCAGCGCCUGGCGUUGCACUGGGUCCGGGAGAAUAUUGCCGCGUUCGGGGGUGAUCCGGCGCACGUCACCCUCUGGAGCGAGAGCGCCGGCUCCCGCAGCGUGGCGUCGCAGAUGCUGGCCUACGGAGGUCGGGAUGAAGGGCUCUACCGCGCCGCGAUCCUGCAGAGCGGCACCGGUCUCGGGACUGACUUUGGCGAGGUGGAGGCGUCGUCGUCUGCAGCUACGUGGCAGGAUUACUACAACACCAUCAUCAGUAAGACAAACUGCUCCGCGGCGGCCGAUACGCUCUCCUGCCUUCGUAGCGUCCCGGCCUGGACCCUCAGCGAUGUCUUCAACACCACGACCACGAACCCGGCCUUUACGGGCGUCGUAGACGGCGAGUUUCUCGAGGCACCGCGCCACGAGCUAAUCAACGAGGGCAAGUUCACGCGCGUGCCGCUGCUGAUCGGCGCCAACUCGGACGAGGGCACGCAGUUCGGCGUAAAGGGCGUCAACACCACGGCGCAGUGGCAAGCCUACCUCCGCUCCGGCGGGGCGGGUAACCUCACGAUCGAAGUCCUCUCGGCGCUGUACCCUGACAUCCCGCGCCUCGGCACGCCGGCGACGCUGCAGGGCCGACCGAGCGGCGCGCAGGCGAACUUCGGCGCCAUGUGGAAGCGCGUGAACGCGUUCGCGGGCGAUCGCGCGCAGCAUGGUCCGCGGCGGUUCUUCGCGCGCAACUGGGCUGGGCCGAGGGGGAACCAGAGCGUGUACUCGUACAACUUCAACGUGCUCGUCAACGGUAUGACGCCCGCGGAGGGGGUGAACCACUUCCAGGAGGUUGCGUUUGUGUUUAAUAACACGGGCGGGUUGGGGUACGAGACGGCGGUGGCGGUGAAUCCGUUUGAGGGGAAGCCCGAGACGUUCAAGGCGCUGGCGGAGAUUAUGUCGCGGAUGUGGGUUGGGUUCAUCACCGAGGGGGAUCCGAAUGCGAAUGCCGGGGCGACGGGCGUGAAGUGGCCGCGGUAUGAUGUUGAGAACCCUGAGAUUAUGGGGUUCGAUGUCAAUGUUACCGACUUGGUUCAUGUUCAGCCGGAUACGUACCGCGCUGAGGCGGUUGAGUAUUUGAUUCAAAAGCUUUGGUCGUAA
Molecule: messenger RNA, 1728 nt
Organism: Colletotrichum scovillei
Lineage: Eukaryota; Fungi; Ascomycota; Sordariomycetes; Glomerellales; Glomerellaceae
Product: carboxylesterase
Exons: 1
Coding region: 1-1728 (575 amino acids)
Source: RefSeq, a predicted model, not a curated record